AGCUGUCACGAUGGCGUCGCUGGCCCCGCCCGGCGGGGAGGGCCGAGAGGCAGGGGAGGGGUUGGUGGUGGCUGCGGGUAAGGGGAAGGCGGGGGGGCUGGGGGGGGGGUCUGGGUCUAUUUUUAGCUCCGGGUCGGGUCACGUGACGGGAGUGACGUCUCCGAAUGUUGUUGUUGGUGGCGGCGGCGAGCGGAGCCGGAGGAGCCGCCGCAAAGAUGGAGGAGUCGUCGAGGAGGUGCUGCCGCCGCUGCCGCCGCCGCUGCUGCCGCCGCCGCCCGCGAAGCCGGAGCUCGAGCCGCAGCGGCAGAUGGGAUGUCAGGCCGGGAACCAUCCUUGGAAAUCCUGCCGCGGACUUCUCUGCACAGCAUCCCUGUGACAGUGGAGGUGAAGCCGGUGCUGCCAAGAGCCAUGCCCAGUUCCAUGGGGGGUGGGGGUGGAGGCAGCCCCAGCCCUGUGGAGCUACGGGGGGCUCUGGUGGGCUCUGUGGACCCCACACUGCGGGAGCAGCAACUGCAGCAGGAGCUCCUGGCGCUCAAGCAGCAGCAGCAGCUGCAGAAGCAGCUCCUGUUCGCUGAGUUCCAGAAACAGCAUGACCACCUGACAAGGCAGCAUGAGGUCCAGUUGCAGAAGCACCUCAAGCAGCAGCAGGAGAUGCUGGCAGCCAAGCAGCAGCAGGAGAUGCUGGCAGCCAAGCGGCAACAGGAGCUGGAGCAGCAGCGGCAGCGGGAGCAGCAGCGGCAGGAAGAGCUGGAGAAGCAGCGGCUGGAGCAGCAGCUGCUCAUCCUGCGGAACAAGGAGAAGAGCAAAGAGAGUGCCAUUGCCAGCACCGAGGUAAAGCUGAGGCUCCAGGAAUUCCUCUUGUCGAAGUCAAAGGAGCCCACACCAGGCGGCCUCAACCAUUCCCUCCCACAGCACCCCAAAUGCUGGGGAGCCCACCAUGCUUCUUUGGACCAGAGUUCCCCUCCCCAGAGCGGCCCCCCUGGGACGCCUCCCUCCUACAAACUGCCUUUGCCUGGGCCCUACGACAGUCGAGACGACUUCCCCCUCCGCAAAACAGCCUCCGAACCCAACCUGAAAGUGCGUUCAAGGCUAAAACAGAAGGUGGCCGAGCGGAGAAGCAGUCCCCUUCUGCGUCGCAAGGAUGGGACUGUUAUUAGCACCUUUAAGAAGAGAGCUGUUGAGAUCACAGGUGCCGGGCCUGGGGCGUCGUCCGUGUGUAACAGCGCACCCGGCUCCGGCCCCAGCUCUCCCAACAGCUCCCACAGCACCAUCGCUGAGAAUGGCUUUACUGGCUCAGUCCCCAACAUCCCCACUGAGAUGCUCCCUCAGCACCGAGCCCUCCCUCUGGACAGCUCCCCCAACCAGUUCAGCCUCUACACGUCUCCUUCUCUGCCCAACAUCUCCCUAGGGCUGCAGGCCACGGUCACUGUCACCAACUCACACCUCACUGCCUCCCCGAAGCUGUCGACACAGCAGGAGGCCGAGAGGCAGGCCCUCCAGUCCCUGCGGCAGGGUGGCACACUGACCGGCAAGUUCAUGAGCACAUCCUCUAUUCCUGGCUGCCUGCUGGGCGUGGCACUGGAGGGCGACGGGAGCCCCCACGGGCAUGCCUCCCUGCUGCAGCAUGUGCUGUUGCUGGAGCAGGCCCGGCAGCAGAGCACCCUCAUUGCUGUGCCACUCCACGGGCAGUCCCCACUAGUGACGGGUGAACGUGUGGCCACCAGCAUGCGGACGGUAGGCAAGCUCCCGCGGCAUCGGCCCCUGAGCCGCACUCAGUCCUCACCGCUGCCGCAGAGUCCCCAGGCCCUGCAGCAGCUGGUCAUGCAACAACAGCACCAGCAGUUCCUGGAGAAGCAGAAGCAGCAGCAGCUACAGCUGGGCAAGAUCCUCACCAAGACAGGGGAGCUGCCCAGGCAGCCCACCACCCACCCUGAGGAGACAGAGGAGGAGCUGACGGAGCAGCAGGAGGCCUUGCUGGGGGAGGGAGCCCUGACCAUGCCCCGGGAGGGCUCCACAGAGAGUGAGAGCACACAGGAAGACCUGGAGGAGGAGGACGAGGAAGAGGAUGGGGAGGAGGAGGAGGAUUGCAUCCAGGUUAAGGACGAGGAGGGCGAGAGUGGUGCUGAGGAGGGGCCCGACUUGGAGGAGCCUGGUGCUGGUUACAAAAAACUGUUCUCAGAUGCCCAGCCGCUGCAGCCUUUGCAGGUGUACCAGGCGCCCCUCAGCCUGGCCACUGUGCCCCACCAGGCCCUGGGCCGUACCCAGUCCUCCCCUGCUGCCCCUGGGGGCAUGAAGAGCCCCCCAGACCAGCCCGUCAAGCACCUCUUCACCACAGGUGUGGUCUACGACACGUUCAUGCUAAAGCACCAGUGCAUGUGCGGGAACACACACGUGCACCCUGAGCAUGCUGGCCGGAUCCAGAGCAUCUGGUCCCGGCUGCAGGAGACAGGCCUGCUUAGCAAGUGCGAGCGGAUCCGAGGUCGCAAAGCCACGCUAGAUGAGAUCCAGACAGUGCACUCUGAAUACCACACCCUGCUCUAUGGGACCAGCCCCCUCAACCGGCAGAAGCUAGACAGCAAGAAGUUGCUCGGCCCCAUCAGCCAGAAGAUGUAUGCUGUGCUGCCUUGUGGGGGCAUCGGGGUGGACAGUGACACCGUGUGGAAUGAGAUGCACUCGUCCAGUGCUGUGCGCAUGGCAGUGGGCUGCCUGCUGGAGCUGGCCUUCAAGGUGGCUGCAGGAGAGCUCAAGAAUGGAUUUGCCAUCAUCCGGCCCCCAGGACACCACGCCGAGGAAUCCACAGCCAUGGGAUUCUGCUUCUUCAACUCUGUAGCCAUCACCGCAAAACUCCUACAGCAGAAGUUGAACGUGGGCAAGGUCCUCAUCGUGGACUGGGACAUUCACCAUGGCAAUGGCACCCAGCAGGCGUUCUACAACGACCCCUCUGUGCUCUACAUCUCUCUGCAUCGCUAUGACAAUGGGAACUUCUUUCCAGGCUCUGGGGCUCCUGAAGAGGUUGGUGGAGGACCAGGCGUGGGGUACAAUGUGAACGUGGCAUGGACAGGAGGUGUGGACCCCCCCAUUGGAGACGUGGAGUACCUUACAGCCUUCAGGACAGUGGUGAUGCCCAUUGCCCACGAGUUCUCACCCGAUGUGGUCCUAGUCUCCGCCGGGUUUGAUGCUGUUGAAGGACAUCUGUCUCCUCUGGGUGGCUACUCUGUCACCGCCAGAUGUUUUGGCCACUUGACCAGGCAGCUGAUGACCCUGGCAGGGGGCCGGGUGGUGCUGGCCCUGGAGGGAGGCCAUGACUUGACCGCCAUCUGUGAUGCCUCUGAGGCUUGUGUCUCGGCUCUGCUCAGUGUAGAGCUGCAGCCCUUGGAUGAGGCAGUCUUGCAGCAAAAGCCCAACAUCAACGCAGUGGCCACGCUAGAGAAAGUCAUCGAGAUCCAGAGCAAACACUGGAGCUGUGUGCAGAAGUUCGCCGCUGGUCUGGGCCGGUCCCUGCGAGAGGCCCAAGCAGGUGAGACCGAGGAGGCCGAGACUGUGAGCGCCAUGGCCUUGCUGUCGGUAGGGGCCGAGCAGGCCCAGGCUGCGGCAGCCCGGGAGCACAGCCCCAGGCCGGCAGAGGAGCCCAUGGAGCAGGAGCCUGCCCUGUGACGCCCCGGCCCCCAUCCCUCUGGGCUUCACUAUUGUGAUUUUGUUUAUUUUUUCUAUUAAAAACAAAAAGUCACACAUUCAA
Molecule: messenger RNA, 3736 nt
Organism: Gorilla gorilla gorilla (western lowland gorilla)
Lineage: Eukaryota; Metazoa; Chordata; Mammalia; Primates; Hominidae
Gene: HDAC5
Product: histone deacetylase 5
Exons: 26
Coding region: 313-3654 (1113 amino acids)
Biological process (GO): negative regulation of transcription by RNA polymerase II
Molecular function (GO): histone deacetylase activity
Source: RefSeq, a predicted model, not a curated record